This is a messenger RNA of Lichtheimia ornata, 1209 nucleotides long. RefSeq lists its product as uncharacterized. The record is from RefSeq and is a predicted model, not a curated record. Lineage: Eukaryota; Fungi; Mucoromycota; Mucoromycetes; Mucorales; Lichtheimiaceae. The transcript is spliced from 2 exons. The coding region runs from base 1 to 1209 and encodes 402 amino acids.
AUGACCACAGCUGACACGACGCCAUUCAGUGAACGAGAAUCCCACUCUUUUUCUUCAUCAAGCACUCGUCACCUUUCCAUUCAUGAGCUCAUGCACUAUGACAUGAAGGGAGAGUCGCUUCGACCUAUCGAGAUUGCAGGCGACUCUGAUUCCGACAAGGACCUUGUCAUCAACACCUUGACCGAGUCACUUCAAAUACACAAGGAGAUAAUGGAACGGCUGCACAGUGAACGAGAAGCAUUUAUUGAAAAGAUGGAGAGAGAACGUAACGAGGAACAAGAGACAACGCGUAAGGAGAAGGAGCAAGCAUUGCAAGCUAUGGAAGACCAACUUGGGAGAUAUGAACGUCUUGAAUCAGCUUAUAAUUUGGUGGUGGCCGAGCUUGAGACCAAGAAGACUGAAUACAAAAAGAUGGAGAGCCGAUUCUAUGACCAUGUGCGCAGCAUACGUCCUACCGAUGACGACCUAUCAACCAUUCAAUAUGAGAUCACUCAUUUGACAAGUCAACUCAACAACUUUUGCAUGGGUCUCAAGUCAAAGAUGGAUCGAUCGGGUGGCACUGCUUUUGUAUUGAAACGUUGGCAGCAUCGAGAACAUGAUAUUCGACAAUGCUUUUUAAGCCAUGACGGCGAUGAUGAACGAUUGGACCCUGGUGUGCUUACUCUAUUUACGGAAAAGUUUGUCAUGGAAAUUCUCCGCAGCGAGCUCUUUGAUCAGCCUAUUCAUGCCGGUGUAUCCAUCAAUGACACUUUUAAGACACUAAGCGAUUGGAUUGAGGAACGCAACUCACAUUGGGCGAAUCGGCUACGACAACAAGUGAGUGCACUCGUUGUGAGACAACCUGGUGAUGAUGAAAAGGCCAACAUGGAUAAAGCCCUCGCUACCAUUGUCGACACGAUUCUCGAUCAACUAUCAGAAAUGUACCCUCGUAUCAAGGAUGGCGAUAGCCAACGCAAAAAGGUGGAUAGCAUUGUGUCUCGUGCAGCCAAGCUCAAUCUUGCCAUGAAGGGACAGGAAAUCAAGGUGUUUUGCCCAAGCAUUGAAGAAGGUGUGGCUCGUUUUGAUGAAACGAUGAUGAAACCAUCGAGCAAAAGUGAUCCAGAAGGCAUUGUCAUGUUUACCGUUUCACCUGCAUUUGUGGCAUUGGAUCCCAAGGACGAUGAUCAUGGAUUUGUUAUACCCGGCAAAGUGUUUUGUAAAAGUGGAUAG